Messenger RNA from Sardina pilchardus (European sardine), 8926 nucleotides. RefSeq names its product fibrillin-1-like. The transcript is spliced from 51 exons. Lineage: Eukaryota; Metazoa; Chordata; Actinopteri; Clupeiformes; Clupeidae. Gene Ontology annotation, molecular function: G protein-coupled receptor activity; calcium ion binding. Gene Ontology annotation, biological process: G protein-coupled receptor signaling pathway; cell surface receptor signaling pathway. The record is from RefSeq and is a predicted model, not a curated record. Gene Ontology annotation, cellular component: membrane. The coding region runs from base 485 to 8404 and encodes 2639 amino acids.
GGAUGAAUGCCUUGAGACCCCACCAGUCUGUGGUCCAAACUCAGUCUGCAACAACACUGAUGGAGACUACAACUGCACAUGUUGGAGUGGAUAUAACGUGACUGAUCCAAGUCUGAAGAGUAGUGAUACCAAUCCCUGUACAGAUAUAAAUGAAUGUGCCUUGAUACCAAAUGUAUGUGAAGCCAACUCAAACUGUGUCAACUAUAAUGGAAGCUAUAAUUGUUCCUGUCUGAAUGGAUAUCAAGUGACCAAUACAAACCAAACCAUAAGUGACAGCAAUCAGUGCAUUGAUGUUGAUGAAUGUCUUCAGUCUUCAUCGAUCUGUGGUCCAAACUCAGUCUGCAAUAACACAGUUGGAGGAUAUAAUUGCACUUGCCAGAGUGGAUAUCAGGUCAUCAACACCAGUCUGCUGAGUAGCGCUGAUAAUCCUUGUACAGAACUUCUUUACUACGAAGCUGAAGUUGAGCUCAACAUAACUUCUGGCAUGAUGGAGGACAUUAUGAAAAUUCUGAAUUCCAUCUCAUCACCUGUAGACGACUCAUUUGAUAUCACUGACACUGCUAUCACAACAGUGUGUUCCCCCAAUGGCACUUCAUACCAGUGCCAAUGUGAAAGUGAAUUCUAUUGGUCUUGUGACAAAUGCCAGACAUAUGGACACUGUGAUGACAUCAUCAACAACACAUGUGGAUGCAUCAAUGCCAUUCCAGAUGACAGACAGUAUUGCCAGCCCAAAACAAACUUCAGCGAUUGUCCAGAUGUAAAUGAAUGCAUUCAGACCCCGUCAAUCUGUGGUCCUAACUCAGUCUGUAACAACACUGAUGGAGACUACAACUGCACAUGUUUGCAUGGAUACCAAGUUUCAAACAUCAGUCAAAGAAUAAGUGAAAGUAAUCCUUGUAUAGACAUAGAAGAAUGCAUUCAGACACCGUCAGUCUGUGGUCCAAACUCAGUCUGCAACAACACCAUUGGAGACUACAACUGUACAUGCUUGAGUGGAUAUAAAGUGACUGAUCCAAGUGUGCAGAGUAGUGCUGACAAUCCCUGUACAGACAUAAACGAAUGUGUUGUGAUUUUGAACCUUUGUGGCCCCAACUCAAACUGUGCCAAUACCAAUGGAAGCUACAACUGUUCCUGCUUGACUGGAUAUCAGGUGGCCAACCCAAAUCAAUCCAUAAGUGAAAGCAAUCAGUGCACAGAUGUUGAUGAAUGCCUUCAGACUCCAUCAGUCUGUGGUCCAAACUCCAUAUGCAACAACACCAUUGGAGACUACAGCUGCUCAUGCUUGAGUGGAUAUAAUGUGACUGAUCCAAGUGUGAAAAGUAGUGAUACCAAUCCCUGUAGAGAUAUAAAUGAAUGUGUGCCAAUUCUAAACAUAUGUGGACCUAACUCAGACUGCGCCAAUUACAAUGGAAGCUACAACUGUUCCUGCCUGAGUGGAUAUCAAGUGACCAAUGCAAAUCAAACCAUAAGUAACAGCAAUCAGUGUACAGAUGUGGAUGAAUGUCUUCAGACCCCACCAGUCUGUGGUCCAAACUCAGUCUGCAACAACACCAUUGGAGACUACAACUGUACAUGUUGGAGUGGAUAUAAUGUGACUGAUUCAAGUUUGAAAAGUAGUGCUGGCAAUCCCUGUACAGAUAUAAACGAAUGUGUGGCAAUUCCAAACAUAUGUGGACCUAACUCAGACUGUACCAAUUUCAAUGGAACGUUCAACUGCUCCUGUCUGAAUGGAUAUGAAGUAGCCAAUGCAAAUCAAUCCAUAAGUGAUAUCAAUCCAUGCACAGAUGCGGAUGAAUGCAUUUGGUCACCGUCAGUCUGUGGUCCAAACUCAGUCUGCAACAACACCAUUGGAGACUACAGCUGCUCAUGUUUGAGUGGAUAUAAUGUGACUGAUCCCAGUUUGAAAAGUAGUGCUGACAAUCCAUGUGAAGAUGUGGAUGAAUGCCUUGAGAUCUCACCAGUCUGUGGUCCAAACUCAGUCUGCAACAACACCAUUGGAGACUACAACUGUACAUGCUUGAGUGGAUAUAAUGUGACUGAUCCGAGUGUGCGAAGUAGUGCUAACAACUCUUGUACAGAUGUGGAUGAAUGCUUUCAAACACCACUGAUUUGUGGUCCAAACUCAGUCUGCAACAACACCAUUGGAGACUACAACUGUACAUGCCACAGUGGAUAUAAUCUCACUGACCCAAAUGUGAAGAGCAGUGAUGCCAAUCCAUGUACAGAUGUGGAUGAAUGCCUUCAGGCCCCACCGAUCUGUGGUCCAAACUCAGUCUGCAACAACACCAUUGGAGACUACAACUGUACAUGCCAGAUUGGAUAUCGCACAACAAAUGUGGAUCUCAGAAUCAGUGAUGGCAAUCCUUGUGCUGAUAUAAAUGAAUGUGUGGAGAUCCAAAACCUGUGUGGUCCCAAUUCAAACUGUACCAAUUACAAUGGAAGCUACAACUGUUCCUGCCAGACAGGAUAUCAACCAAGCUCUGUCAAUCAGUCCAUAAGUGGUAGUAACCAGUGCCAAGAUGUAGAUGAAUGUGACCAGCUUUCAUCGGUCUGUGGUCCAAACUCAGUUUGCAACAACACUAUUGGAGACUACAACUGUACAUGCUUGAGUGGAUAUAGUGUCAACAGUGAAGAUCUACCAAUAAGUAUCUACAAUCAAUGCACAGAUAUACAUGAAUGUAUGGAGACACCAAAUCUGUGCGGUCCCAACUCAAAUUGUACCAACACAAAUGGAAGCUACAGCUGUUCAUGCUGGAGUGGAUAUCAUGCAACAAAUGCAAACUAUCCCAUAAGUGACAUCAACCAAUGCAUUGAUGUGAAUGAAUGCCUUCAGACCCCACCAGUCUGUGGUCCAAACUCAGUCUGCAACAACACCAUUGGAGACUACAGCUGCUCAUGCUUGAGUGGAUACCAGACCAUCAACUCCAGUCUCUUGAUAAAUGAAAGUAAUCCUUGCACAGAUAUAAAUGAAUGUGCUGUACAAGCAAACCUGUGUGGCCCCAAUGCACAUUGCACUAACAACAAUGGAAGCCACAGUUGUUCCUGCUGGACUGGCUAUGAAGUGAGAAAUGCGAGCCAACCUAUAAGUGCCAUGAAUCCAUGCAGAGAUGUCAAUGAAUGCCUUGAGAACUCACUGGUCUGUGGUCCAAACUCAAUCUGCAACAACACCAUUGGAGACUACAGCUGCUCAUGCUUGAGUGGAUAUAAUGUGACUGAUCCAAGUUUGAAGAGCAGUGCUGACAAUCCCUGUGAAGAUGUAAACGAAUGUGUGGCGACAGCAAGCAUAUGUGGUCCCAACUCAAACUGCACCAACACCAACGGAAGCUUCAACUGUUCCUGCUUGACUGGUUAUCAAGCAACCAACACUAGCCAAUCUAUAAGUGACAGCAAUCCGUGCACAGAUGUGGAUGAAUGUUUAGAGAUGCCAUCAGUCUGUGGUCCAAACUCAGUCUGCAACAACACCAUUGGAGACUACAACUGUACAUGCUUGAGUGGAUAUAAUGUGACUGAUCCAAGUUUGAAGAGUAGUGCUGAAAAUCCAUGUACAGAUAUAAAUGAAUGUGUGGAGACAUCAAACAUAUGUGGACCCAACUCAAACUGCGCCAACACCAAUGGAAGCUUCAACUGUUCCUGCCAGAGUGGAUAUCAAGUGACUAAUGCAAGCCAAACCAUAAGUAGUAGCAACCCCUGUACAGAUGUCGAUGAAUGUCUAGAGAAGCCGUCAGUCUGUGGUCCAAACUCAGUCUGCAACAACACCAUCGGAGACUACAACUGUACAUGUUGGAAUGGAUAUAAUGUCACUGAUCCAAGUUUGAAGAGCAGUGAUGACAAUCCAUGUACAGAUAUAAAUGAAUGUGUGGAGACAUCAAACAUAUGUGGACCCAACUCAAACUGCGCCAACACCAAUGGAAGCUUCAACUGUUCCUGCCAGAGUGGAUAUCAAGUGACUAAUGCAAGCCAAACCAUAAGAAGCAGCAACCCCUGUACAGAUGUGGAUGAAUGCCUUCAGACACCAUCAGUCUGUGGUCCUAACUCAGUCUGCAACAACACCAUUGGAGACUACAACUGUACAUGCUUGAGUGGAUAUAAUGUGACUGAUCCAAGUGUGCAAAGUAGUCCUGACAAUCUCUGUGAAGAUAUAAAUGAAUGUGUUGAGACUCCAAACAUAUGUGGACCCAACUCAGACUGUACCAAUACCGAUGGAAACUUCAACUGCUCCUGCCUGAGUGGAUAUGGAGCAACCAACACAAGCCAAUCUAUAAGUGACAGAAAUCCGUGCACAGAUAUAAAUGAGUGUGUUGAGACUCCAAACAUAUGUGGAUCCAACUCAGACUGUACCAAUACCAAUGGAAACUUCAACUGCUCCUGCCUGAGUGGAUAUGGAGCAACCAACACAAGCCAAUCUAUAAGUGACAGAAAUCCGUGCACAGAUAUAAAUGAAUGUGUUGAGACUCCAAACAUAUGUGGAUCCAACUCAGACUGUACCAAUACCAAUGGAAACUUCAACUGCUCCUGCCUGAGUGGAUAUGGAGCAACCAACACAAGCCAAUCUAUAAGUGACAGAAAUCCGUGCACAGAUAUAAAUGAAUGUAUUGAGACUCCAAACAUAUGUGGAUCCAACUCAGACUGUACCAAUACCAAUGGAAACUUCAACUGCUCCUGCCUGAGUGGAUAUGGAGCAACCAACACAAGCCAAUCUAUAAGUGACAGAAAUCCGUGCACAGAUAUAAAUGAAUGUGUUGAGACUCCAAACAUAUGUGGAUCCAACUCAGACUGUACCAAUACCAAUGGAAACUUCAACUGCUCCUGCCUGAGUGGAUAUGGAGCAACCAACACAAGCCAAUCUAUAAGUGACAGAAAUCCGUGCACAGAUAUAAAUGAAUGUGUUGAGACUCCAAACAUAUGUGGAUCCAACUCAGACUGUACCAAUACCAAUGGAAACUUCAACUGCUCCUGCCUGAGUGGAUAUGGAGCAACCAACACAAGCCAAUCUAUAAGUGACAGAAAUCCGUGCACAGAUAUAAAUGAAUGUGUUGAGACUCCAAACAUAUGUGGAUCCAACUCAGACUGUACCAAUACCAAUGGAAACUUCAACUGCUCCUGCCUGAGUGGAUAUGGAGCAACCAACACAAGCCAAUCUAUAAGUGACAGAAAUCCGUGCACAGAUGUAAAUGAAUGUGUUGAGACUCCAAACAUAUGUGGAUCCAACUCAGACUGUACCAAUACCAAUGGAAACUUCAACUGCUCCUGCCUGAGUGGAUAUGGAGCAACCAAUACAAGCCAAUCUAUAAGUGACAGAAAUCCGUGCACAGUCAUAACAACACCAGCUCCUACAACAACCACAACAACAACAACACCAGCCCUUACAACAACCGCAACAACAGCAACAACAACAACACCAGCUCCUACAACAACAACAACAACAACAGUUCCUACAACAACAACAACAACAGCUCCUACAACAACAACAACAACAAAAGCUCCUACAACAACAACAACAACAAAAGCUCCUACAACAACAACAACUACUACAACAACAACAACGACCACAACAACGACCACAACAACGACCACAACCACAGCUGCACCAGAUGAGUCUGCGGGCAUGAGUGUGACAUUACAGGGUGAAUUUGAUACUAGUUUAAAUGAUGAAACAAGUCAAAGGUUUCAAAAUUUGAAGAAUAAUAUACAAGACGCAAUAACAAGCAGUUAUGAAAAUGUACCUGGUUUUAGAUCUGCAACAGUAACAGGAUUCAGGCAAGGUAGUAUAGUAGCUGACAUAAGCAUUACUCAUAGCAAUCUCAACUGGGCCCAGAUAAAUCAACAAAAUAAUGUUCUGGUUGAUGAACUGAAAAAAAAGAACUUUGAGGUUGCUGAUGACUUUGUUUCUGAAAGUGUUUAUUUAGAGACACUUAUUCAAAGGGAAGUUCACUCAAGAGAUGAAUCCAUGAAAUUAAAUUGCCUCCUGUCAAUUGAAGCAAAAAGUGACCCAGAAUGGAGAUUUGGUGGAAAAAUACUCAAGCCAGGACUCAAAUAUGAAAUGUUGUCCCGCACACUGACAGUAAAAAAUGUUGUCCUUGGUGAUCAGGGUCGUUACGAGUGCAGAUAUACCAGAGACUCAAGACCAACUCUUAUCUAUUGGAAAAGAGUAACAAUCAAACCAAAUCCUGUGAUUACACCAGAUUUUUUCCAAAAAACGGUUACUUGUAGAGAGAGUGUUAAUCUGAAAUGCUGUGUGCCAGUCUCAUACCAAGUCAAACUGACUUUAGGACAAGCUGAUCUCGGAACACCAGGAAAGUGUAGUGAAUAUAGAUAUACCACGAAGCCUGGGGAAUGUGGAGAUACGCUGAUAUUUACAUGCGAACUACUUGGCCUCCAAAACAGAAAAAAAACUUUUACAGUGGAUGUUCGUAGACAAACUCAAGUUGUUCCAGAUCCAACUUGUUCAGUGGAUGAGGACAAGGGGUUAGAAGCAGGAGUCGAAGGGGAGGAAGCAACAAUUGGCUGUGGUGAAGGGAGAGUCGGUGAAAUACUGUACAGAUGUGAAGGGGGUGUCUGGGUCCCCAGGCAGGACAGCUGUGUCUUAGAAGAAAUUCAAAACUUGCAAGAAGUAUCAGAGAACCUUAAUGGAGGGGAUGUUUCAAACUUUGUUCUGGAGCUCAGUAACACCACACAGGAUAAUGAUGAUAACAUUGUUACUUCACCAGCAACUAUUGCAUCUAUUGUGUCCAUACUUGACAAUGUUGCAGAGGCUUCCAGUCAAAUCACAGUGGACCAGGAGGUUAUGGAGAAUUUCCUUGACACUGUGAAUGUGAUUGUCUCCCCGAGUGCAAAUAAUGUCUGGAGUAACUUAAAUAGUGAUUCUGGUGAUGAAAAUCGUAGAAGUGCCAGCUCUAACAUGUUGCGUGCUGUGGAAGCGAUGUCGGGUGCACUCGCAGAAGAAGACACCUUUCAGAUUUCGACAGAAAGCCUUUCUUUGAGAAAAUCUGUGGUGACUGAAGCCAAUAAUGUGCUUUCGACAAAUUCAUCUGAAAUUACAAUUGCUCUAACACAGCGAUCUGCAACAAACACCUCAGUUACAAUCAUUGAAUUUUUUACCCUUGAUGGUAUAAUGUCAAACAGAAAUUCAAGAGAAGGUGACGUAAAUUCCACAGAUUCCAUAAAUUCAAUAAAUGGCAAUGUUCUUUUGGUCAAUACAAGUCGAACAGUUGAAAACAUUACUCUGACAUUCCAGAAAAACAACAGUGACUUGGUAAACCCACUGUGUGUCUUUUGGAACUUUGAACUUUUCAACAAUAGCGGUGGAUGGGAUACAUUUGGGUGUGAACCCAAGUUCGACAUAAAUAAUACAGUCACGUGUGAGUGUAAUCACACAACUUCCUUCUCCGUUCUCAUGUCACCAUAUAUACCACCUGAAGCCAAAAGGGCCCUGGAUAUCAUCACAUAUGUUGGAGUUGGAAUAUCAAUCGCCAGCUUGGUAAUCACCCUAAUAAUUGAGGGGAUAGUUUGGCGUGUCAUGACAGCUAAUAAUGACACAGCAUACAUGCGACACGUCUGCAUCGUUAACAUUGCUGUGUCCCUCCUGAUUGCGGACAUCUGGUUCAUCGUGGGAGCAGCCGUGUCGAAUGAAGAUGGUGCAGCCUUGGGGCCCUGUACAGCAGCCACGUUUUUUGCCCACUUCUUCUACCUGGCUAUGUUCUUUUGGAUGCUGAUGUCUGCUCUACUGCUCCUGUACCGCAUUAUUUGGGUUUUCUCAAACGUCUCCAGGUUGGCCAUGAUGCUAAUUGGCUUCUUUAUCGGCUACGGCGGCCCUCUCAUUACAGCAGUGGUGACUGUGGCAUCAACAGCUGGAAAUAAUGGCUACAUCGCGUCACAUGGCACAUGCUGGCUCAACUGGGGAAAAACCAAGGCCCUUCUGGCCUUUGUGAUCCCUGCCUUGGUCAUUGUGGCCAUCAACUUGUGUGUCAUGAUGGUGGUCCUGGUUAAGAUGCUGAGAAGAGGCGUGGGAGACACUGUACAAAAUGAUGAAAAACACAACCUCAAGGUCAUCGCAAAAUGUGUGGCCGUAUUAACUCCACUGUUUGGUAUUACCUGGGGAUUUGGCAUUGGGAUCAUGAUCAGCCCAGAGAACUUUGGGCUCCAUGUUGUCUUUGCAUUGCUAAAUUCUUUACAGGGUUUCUUCAUUUUGGUGUUUGGGACCCUCCUGGAUGCUAAGGUUCGAGCUACUCUUGCCGGUAAAUCACAAGUGUCAAGCUCCAGAUCUGGGCAAACGAGAAGCACAAGUGGAGGAGGCUCAUCUUCUACUGGAAAGCGCAUCUUUCAGAGGUUUAUAAAGAAAAGGGGAUACAAUGUUCCUGGAACAUCAAACUACUCCACCUCUUCAGAUUCUUCUGCCAAUGCCUAACAGUUUACUGCUUUUCUGUCUGUUGAAAGUUGCUUGGGAGUUGCAGCUUCUAGCCUAAUUGAAAUGAUGUUAAUCUAUAGUUGUAGACUAUGGCUAUCUGCUGUAACAACAUGAUGGAAAAUACUUGCAUUUUUUUACCCGUGUGCUGUGCUGUUGAGAGCAGGGUGUACUCCUUUGUUAUCAUGCAAUUAUUGGUGUUAUUUGCCCAAGUAUCUUUAGCUCCUAAAAUAACACUGAAUAAAUUCUGAGUUCUUGGCAGAUAUGAGUAUGAUGUAGCAUCAUUGUUGAAUGUUUUUCCUGUUUAUUUCUAUUAUAUCUAUUAUAUCUAUUGUAUUUGCAAUGGCUGCUGCUCUGAAAUGUUUGCAUUGUUUGCACUGAAAAAAAGUGUAUGUGUUAAAUGAGUUCAGGAAAGAUGCACUAUAUGAAGAACAAUUCAGUGUAACAUUAUUGUCUUUUAUCUUGUUUAUCAUUGCUGUUAACUUUUAUGAAAUGUAGCAUUAAAAUUGCAACUCAUACCUUUAA